This is a messenger RNA of Notolabrus celidotus (New Zealand spotty), 3090 nucleotides long. RefSeq names its product UTP6 small subunit processome component (gene utp6). Gene Ontology annotation, molecular function: protein binding; snoRNA binding. Lineage: Eukaryota; Metazoa; Chordata; Actinopteri; Labriformes; Labridae. Bases 893 to 2680 code for a protein of 595 amino acids. The transcript is spliced from 19 exons. Gene Ontology annotation, cellular component: small-subunit processome; Pwp2p-containing subcomplex of 90S preribosome. Gene Ontology annotation, biological process: maturation of SSU-rRNA from tricistronic rRNA transcript (SSU-rRNA, 5.8S rRNA, LSU-rRNA). The record is from RefSeq and is a predicted model, not a curated record.
CGCUUUCUGUGAUUUUGCGGGAAAUCGAGUUUAUCAUCAUUCACAUCAAAAGGACCCUUCAUCUCAAACUUUCUCCGGUCAGAUGAGACGUGACAGUGAGCAGAACAACUCAUAAAACUUGUUAAUAUUUGUUUAUUGGUCUGCAAUAAAUUAAUCUGCCACCUAAUAUUGAAAUAUAAAGUAAUACUGUUUGGUAUUUAGCCUUAUUGACCCUAUAUCCAUGAUAGAUCGAUUAAUAACAUAUUUGUUUAUUGCGCGAAAAUCCUACUGAUUAUUCUUAACUUUAUAGUUGCCCGUCAUUGAUCAAAGGUCAAGACAUGUAUAUGACAUUAGAGAGGUCGUGUUAGAAACCGGGAAAAACUAUAAAAACACAGUUUACCUCAAGCCAACACAUCAACACAUCAACACGUCACAUAACAACACAAAAACAAGACCCACUAGCAUGUACCACAAAACACAGAAGAAAAAAUAAUCUAUGUAUGAGGAGAUUUUACAUUUGAAUUGAAUUUCGUCAUUUUCAUAGUAAUUUUAUCAAUAUCCUUAAACACGUGUCAGUUCCCUCGUUUAUUUUUUUAAUUCAAUUUAAACGGGUCACGUCAAUCAUUUUUUUCAUUGUAUUAAUAGCAUUGAGAGGGGGUAGAAAUAAUCAUCAAACUUACUGUAUGUAGAAUGUGUUGUCACAAGUUUUACAUACUUGGCCGUGUUUCUCGUCGGAAAUAUUUGAAGACUGGACCGGAAGCGCAGCAGAUCACAACUUUCCCACAUGUGUGGGGUUGAGAGUGUCAGCCUCAUAGCUUAGAGAUAUACCGUAUUUGAAUUACACGUUUUCGUAGAUAACUAGAAUAUCACAGAUAACGAUCGAUACUGAAUCUGUAACACUUGCGUUGGCAAGAUGGCGGAGAUCGUUCAGCAGAGGAUUGAGGAGAGAAUCCCUGAAUUGGAGCAGCUGGAGAGAGUGGGACUGUUCACCAAGAAAGAAGUCAGAUCCAUAAUAAAGAAAGCAACAGCUCUGGAAUACAAGCUCCACAGGUUGAUCCUAAAUAAAGAAGACUUCAUCGCAUACAUUCAGUAUGAAAUCAACGUUUUAGAGCUGAUUAAAAAAAGGCGAGGGCACAUCCAUUACCAGUUCAAAAGAGAGGAGAUCGAGUUUCCCAUCAUACACAGAAUAAACAGUGUCUUCAGUAGAGCAACAAAAAAGUGGAAGAAUGAUGUGCAGCUCUGGCUUUCACAUGUUGCUUUCUGUAAGAAAUGGGCUACCAAAAGCCAGAUCAGUAAGGUGUUCUCGACCAUGCUUGCCAUACACCCUGACAAGCCAGCCAUGUGGAUCAUGGCAGCCAAGAGUGAGCUAGAGGAUAGAGAUUCAUCUGAAAGUGCAAGACACCUUUUUUUGAGGGCUCUGCGCUUCCAUCCAAACAGUAAAAAAGUAUAUCAGGAGUAUUUCCGUAUGGAGCUGCUUCACUGUGAGAAACUGAGGAAGCAGAAGGAAGAGCUGGAGAAGGCUGAGAUGGACCUGGGUGAAUAUGAGUUUUCUCCAGAGAUCCUGAAUGCUAAACUGGCUGAGGUUGUGUACAGAGAGUCAACAGGGAAAAUCAAAGAAGCCGAGUUUGUCCUCUCUCUCCUGAACAUAGCAGCCAUCUUUGAUUUCACCAAAGAACUUCAGGACUCAAUCCUUCAAGACUUACAGUCUAACUACACAGAAGACAGCUUGACGUGGGAUUUCAUGGCCAAAAGGGAACUGGAGGCUCCGGGGGCAGGAGAGGAACUGCAGACGGCUAAAGGCAGAGCUUCCGACAUCAACCGUAGGGAGGAGCGCUGCUGCCAGGUCUAUGAAGAGGGAGUGAAGGGUCUUAAUACAGAGCCCAUGUGGACAUGCUAUGCUGCUUUCUGUUUGGAAAGGCUGAAGAGGAAGACCAACGUGCAAGAGCUACAGGAACAGAGGCAGAAGAGGCUGCUGGGAGUUCUGCAGCGUGCCCAUGACUCCUCACUGCUAAAGGAGGAUUACUAUAAGAACUGGUUGCAGAUCCUUCUCUCAUCUGGAGAUGCUGAGGGAGCAGCCAGAGUUGCCAUGGCAGCCACACAGCACUACAGCCAAUCGGUGACAGUGUGGAGUCUGAGUCUGCAGACGCUUAUACGGCUGGGAAGUGGUGAUGUGAGCCGACUAUUCCAGGAUGCUCUCACACAUGUUAAUCCCAAGGAGAGCCUUCCUCUUUGGCAGCUGCAGAUCCAGUGGAGCAUGGCCAACCAGAGUCCUGAGGAGACAGAGGCUACCUUCAAGAGAGGUCUGCUGUCUACUGUGGCAGCCGUUGCCAUGGAGAUGAAAGAGAGCUACCUUGAUUGGUCGUUCUCCACCGGUGGCUACAAAAAAGCCAGGAAGACUUUUAUAAGCUUACAGGAAAUCCGUCCAUUGUCCAAGGCCUUUUUUACCCAAAUGAUCCAGAUUGAGAAGGAGCAAGAGACACCAAAGAUCAACAGUCUGAGAGAUUACUACGAGAGAGCCCUGCAGGAGUUUGGCACUUCAGAUGAUGAUCUGUGGCUGCAGUACAUCCAGGAGGAGCUAGGGCCUCUUGGACAGCCAGAGAACUGUGGGAAGAUCCACUGGAGAGCAAUGAAGUUUCUAGAGGGGGAGAGUUUGGAGAGGUUCACUUCCAAAUACACUCUCUUUCAGACUGGACACUUAUGAACAGCCUCCCUAGAGGGCUUAUCAAGCCCUGUCAGUUCAGAUGAUGACAGUAAAUGUUCCAAUAACUGUGCGCAAGUGUAUCAGCCUUAAGGAGCAGUAGAUUUCAGAGCAGGUGUUCCUCUUAGUUCUGUGGAAAGCUGCUGCCAUGACUAUACAUGAACUGUUUCAACUGGAAGGACAAUGCAGCAGUUUCAAGGAAUUCAGCUUGCAGCUAAAAGUUGUAAUAUUUAAGUUUUAAAUUCCAACUUGAACCCAUUUUCCAGUUUCAUUUAUAACCGUUUGUGCUGACUGUGAUACUAGUCUGAUAUGGGAUACAUAUUGUGUUGUACAGAUCCCCAGUUAAAUUGAAUUCCACAUCUAUUUGAUAAGAAAAACUCUGUUAAUAAAAGAGUGUUAAAAGCUGUCUCUAA